This is a messenger RNA of Folsomia candida, 1335 nucleotides long. RefSeq names its product protein deadpan. Gene Ontology annotation, biological process: regulation of neurogenesis; regulation of transcription by RNA polymerase II; anterior/posterior pattern specification. Gene Ontology annotation, molecular function: protein dimerization activity; DNA-binding transcription factor activity, RNA polymerase II-specific; RNA polymerase II cis-regulatory region sequence-specific DNA binding. The transcript has 5 exons. NCBI's taxonomy places the organism in Eukaryota, Metazoa, Arthropoda, Collembola, Entomobryomorpha, Isotomidae. The record is from RefSeq and is a predicted model, not a curated record. Bases 475 to 1329 code for a protein of 284 amino acids. Gene Ontology annotation, cellular component: nucleus.
GUCAGCCCUGUCAAGAGGAACAACCUUAGCGACGUGCAUAAUAUUGGAGGCAUGAUAUUGUCAAGACUGUGCGGAACUAGUAGGAAUAGCUCAGGCUUCCUUCCGGACCAGGCUCCCCCUUCGUGGCCAUUGAGUUGAGUGGUGCACGGGCAGCAUGAGUUAAGGGUGAGUGGGUCCGGAAGGAAGGAGGACGUGGCAGAUGCAGCCCGUUGCGGUGUGUCGGAACGUGAGAAGGGAGUUUUUUUCGUGGUCCUGCUGCUGCCCCGUUGAAGAGCUGCAACAUUCCAUCAGACUUUCCCACGGUCUCUUCGAGAUGAUUGUUGCCCACAUGAUUGUUGAGAGUGGCUGAGGGAGAGCUGGUGAGUGUGAUGACUGACUGUGGGAUCCCACAGUCAGUUGCGCUCUUGCCCUCGACCCGUUCACAUCGAAAGACGUGUAACCUGCUACCCGUCUCGAAUACCACCGAAGGCAAAUAUGCGUGGCGACUCUCUCUUCUCGAUGGACCCGUACAACGACAGCGACGACGACAUGGACAACGUCACGCAACACUCCAACAACAAGGCGGAUGCUCGUAAGAGCAACAAGCCGAUCAUGGAGAAAAGGCGUCGAGCUCGAAUCAACAAUUGUCUCAACGAUUUGAAAGGAAUACUUUUGGAAGCCAUGCGCAAGGACCCUGCGAGACAUUCGAAACUUGAAAAGGCCGACAUCUUGGAACUCACGGUUCGUCACCUUCAAAACAUUCAAAGGAACCAGCUCGCGGUGGCAAUGGCGACAGAUCCCACUGUGUUGUACAGAUUUAAAAAUGGGUUUUCCGAGUGUGCCUCUGAAGUGGGUCGAUACCUCUCGAAACUGGACAGUGUGGACGAGGGGAUGAAAACUCGCGUCUCGUCACACCUCACGUCCUGCGUGGGCGGAUUGCAGCAGGCCAAUCCAAAAACUAUCGGAAGCAGAUAUGGUUCAGACGUUCCCUUUGUUCCGUUCUCCCCUCCGGCCGGAGCCCUAAUUCCACCCUCCAACCUGACCCCACCCGGCGACCUCAACAACAACAAGGAAACGCAUCACAUUCUGAUCCACCGGCCCGUCCCCAUAAACCCCGUUGUUUUGACUGGAUUCAGUUCCACAGCCCAAACGACGACGUCGACACUGGCAAGUCCUUCUCCUCCUCCUCCUCAGAUGCCGCCUGGGGCUAUUGGGCGAUCGGGUCGUGGUGAGGAUUAUAGUGUCACUCCGGUCGACUAUUCGACGAGACAGCAGCCAGUGGUGAAAGUGGAGCCGGAUACGACGACACCGACAUCUUCGUCCAAGGACUCCAUGUGGAGACCGUGGUGAGCGAGG